AUGCGUGACGAAAAUAAUAUGAAUUACUCAUUUUCUCAUAAUGUGAUUGAAUGUUAUUUUCUAGGAUGGCGAAAAGUUUUUGAAGCUAAUGAAUAUGGAAAAAUUGAUCGAAUUAUUUGGUAUGAUCAAGAAAGUGUUAUUGUUACAGGACAAGGUAGACGUGUACGUGCAUUAAGAUAUGCUGAUGGUCUUGAAGUAUGGCAAUUGGCAGCAACAUCAACUACUAAUUCAAAUCAAGAUUCGAAUUUUAAAUAUUGUCAAGUAAUUAAAAAUCGAUUUGACCCAGGUACAAUUCAUAUUCUAAGUAAUGAUCUUCUAUGGAGUGUAUCAUCCUAUGGUGAAAUGCUCUGGUCCAUUACACUUCCAACAAAAUCAACUUUAAAAAAUCUUUUUCUUCUAUCAACAUCACAACAUGUUAUUGUUGGAAGUAUUGAUUCAAAUAUAAAUCAACUUCAAAUAACUUAUUAUUCAAAACAAAAUGGUGCUCAAUCAUUUUCUUCAUCAAUGCCAUGGUCAUUUAAUUUUGAUGAUAGCCGAAAUAAAUGUAUAACAACGAAUAAUCUAAUUGUAUGUUCAAAUAAUAAUGAACUUUCAAUAAUUACAAUUCCCACAACGAUGGAUGAUACAAAUAUAAUUACUAGUAAUCUAAAAGUUCCAAAUAAAAUCGAACAAGUACGUGUUUUAUAUGAAAGUAAUACAAAUACAAUUUUAUCAAUAAAAAUGGAAAAUUUGGAAACAAAAAUUUAUCAAUUUAAUAAAAAAGAAUCAACAACAGAAUGGGAAUUUCAUGAAUUAAAUAUUCAAAUAAAAUCUAAUGGUUUUUAUAGUGUUAUUACAGAAAAAAAUCUUGCUGGUCAACAAAUUCUUGAAGCAUUAGCCAAUGAACAAAAACUUAAUUUUUAUGUUUCAAAUAUAAAUGAACAAACUUUGUCAAAUACACGUUCAUAUUCAAUUUUACUUCCAGAAAAUAUGGGUGGAAUUGAAUACAUUGCAUAUUCAAUUGUUAAACAUACACAAUUAGUUACCGUCAGAAUGCAAGAUGGUUCUUUACUUGUUAUUAAAUUAGCUGAUAAUGGAGCUGAAUUAAUUCUACAUCGUGAUGAAGCAUUGUCUUCAAUAAUAUCUGUUGAAACAUUUGAUUUAUCAUUAUCACUUGGACAAAUGCGUAUUGAAGAAGAAUUUGGUGGUACAGGAGUAUUUAGUAUGUUUACAAGACGAGUUUCAACACAAUUAUCACAAUUAGUUAGCUUCUUUUUACGCUUAAUGGAUUUAUUUACACAUGGAAAUCGAAAUCGUGCUUAUAUGGAUAAACAAGCUGCAACAAUUCGUGAUGAAUUUAAUUUAAAUAAAAUUCUUAUUGUUGUUACAUCUGUAGGAAAGGUUUUUGGUAUUUUAACACAAAGUGGUGGUAUUUUAUGGAAACAUUAUUUUAAUAAUUUUGCACCAUUUCAACAUUUCAAUACAGUUCAAGUACCUUUAUUUCAUAUUCGUUCAGCUGCUCAUUAUACACAUCAACCACUAGCAUCAAUUGUUUAUCGUGAUCGAAAUUCUUUACAUGAAACACAUGUACAAACAUUUAAUCCAUAUACAGGAGAUUUAGAUAAUACAUUAAGUACAUCAUCAUUAUCAUAUCGUAUAAAACAUGUUUUUCUAUCAACACAAAUUGUUGAUGAAUUUUGUAAAGUAUUAUUAUUCGUCGAUACAAAUAAUAAAAUACAUACAUAUCCAUCAGUACCACUAUCACGAGCAUUAAGUACACAAACUCCAAUAUAUAUUUAUUUAUUUGAUAAAAAUGAACAAGUAUUUAUUGGUUAUUAUUUAUCGAUUAAUGAAAACGAACAACAAAGUUCAACAAAUUUAAAAGAAGUAUGGCGUGUGUCAUUUCAAAAUGAAGAAGUUAUUAAUAUACAUACUCGAUCAAGUUCAGAUCGUGUUCAUUCUGCUGGUAUUGUUCUUGGUGAUAGAAGUGUUCUUUAUAAAUAUACAAAUCUAAAUCUUAUUGCUGUUGUUACGGAAGGAAUUGAUUAUCAAAAAGUUCCAUUCGUAAAUAUUUAUUUAUUGGAUACUGUAACUGGUUCAUUAAAGCUUUCUCAUACACAUAAACGUGUUAAAUCACCAGUACAUGUAGUUCUUGCUGAAAAUUGGAUUAUCUAUACAUAUUAUAAUCAACGUUAUCGUCGAUAUGAAGCUGUUAGUUCAUCAUUAUUUGAAGGACCAGCACAAUAUAAUUAUUCAACAUUUUCAUCUUUUGAUCCUAUUGAACCAGUUGUACAAUCAAAAGCCUAUAUAUUACCAUAUGGCGUCAAUGCUAUUCAAGUAACAACAACUGAAAAAGGCAUAACAUCAAGAGAUAUAAUUAUGGCAGCACCUAAUGGAAUGCUUAUUGAAAUACCUUGGAUAUUAUUUGAUCCUCGACGACCACUUGAUUUAACACCAAUGGAUAGAGAAGAAGGUUUGAUUAUGUAUACACCAGAAAUAAUGGUUAAUUUUGAAAGCGUCAUUAAUUAUUAUAAAUAUGUUUAUAAUAUACGUGGUAUUCAUACAGUUGCUACUGGUCUUGAAUCAACAUCUGUUGUAUUUGCAUAUGGUCUUGAUUUAUUUUUUACUCGUGUUUUUCCAUCACGUUUAUUUGAUCAAUUAAAAGAUGAUUUCGAUUUUAUGUUUAUUGGUUGGUCAACUGUAGCGUUUGUUGUUGGUUCAUUUAUAGCAAAACGUUUUGCUGCUAUUCAUCAAACAAAAAAAGCUUGGAAAUAA
This is a messenger RNA of Rotaria sp. Silwood1, 2754 nucleotides long. The record is from the annotation of a GenBank genome assembly. Lineage: Eukaryota; Metazoa; Rotifera; Eurotatoria; Philodinida; Philodinidae.